GGCUCGCUGUGUAACCCGGAAGUGGUGCUGUCGCGCGGAAGUCAAUUUUUGGCUUUUAUGGCGAUCGAGUAGGAAUAAAGAUACAUUUUAUGUAUAAUCUGAACAUGAUGCUGCAGUGCAACAAUGUUAAAGCAGUCGGAGGGGUCCUAAAGGAUACCAGAAUGUGGCGAUUUGGAAGGACAACAGGGACAGGAGCUAUAAGCAGAAAAUCCUACAGGACACUAAAAGAUUUGCCUUCCAAACACGAAUCAACAGUUCCAGAGAGGAAAGCAGAAUUCACUGUUCCAUCUCGUAAGUUCCGUUGUGUCAGAAAAGCAGGACCCUUGUUACAUCCCAGUGUUCUUAACAGGUGGAUGAGUCCUUGUGGAAUGGCGUGGAAUGAACGGGUAAAAUUAAUAAGUUCAUCAUUGUCUGACAGUUUGAGGUUGUACUUUUCUGGCCCACCAAACACAGAUCCCAUAGAGAUCCACAAACAAAAGUUAAUGAUGUGGUUCAGUCACUUGCCUCAGGAGGAGAAACAGUUUGGGGGUAGUUUUUCUUCUGAAUCCAUGCAUGUAGAGCCACUUAUUCUUGAGAAACCCCCAGAAGAGGGAACAUGCCUUUCGCUUAAUCCUUUCAAAGGAAAUGAAUCUAUGAGAAAAUCUGUCACAGCUGAACAGCUGUUUGACCCAAGAUACAAUAUCAAGGAUGGACAAGGACUCAACAUAUUGCUCUAUGGAGCUGUUGGCACUGGGAAGAGUACAGUUGUCCGCAAGCUGGUUUUGGAUUGGUGUGCUGGUUCAGCUCUGACUCAGUUCAAGCUGAUGGUGCCGUUCUCUUGUGAAGAUCUUUCUCAAUUGUCUAAAUCUACCUCGCUAGGAGACCUUGUGGGUAGAAAGUAUGUGCACCUUCGUAAGACGCCAUUUCUCAGUGGAGAUAAUAACCAGGCCAGUGAGGUCCUCUUCAUCUUCAAUGGAAUGGAGAAGAUGAAAUUAGACUUUCGAAUUGACAUGACUGAAUUAUGCAGUGAUCCUAAUGAGGCUCUUCCAUCGGGAGGAGUUGUGGUAAACUUGCUGAGGAAAUACCUUCUACCUGAGGCCAGUAUUUUGGUCACAACUAGGCUGUCUGCUGUAGAUCGUAUUCCAAAGAAAUAUGUGAACCGCUAUGCUCAAAUCUAUGGUUUCAAUGAUCCUGGUCGCCAGAGAACCUACUUCACAAGCAGACUGUCACAGCAAAGUGGAAAAAAGCCAAGCAAAGAGGCAGAAUCUCUGAUUGAGAUGUUCUACCUCAACCUACAGCGGGACAGCCAGUUAGCAGCAGCCUGCCUUUUACCUUCCUACUGCUGGCUCAUGUGUGCUACUCUUCACUUCCUGCACUUUACUGAUGUCAAAGCACCCAUUCGCACCCUUACUGGUAUCUACACAAGUUUCCUGAGGCUUAACUUUGGGGGAGAGGUGCUGACAGUAGGAGGAGCCCUAUCUUCACAAGAGCACCAGAAUUCAUUAAUGCUUUACGUGGUCCGCACUGUAGGGAAAAUGGCGUUUGAUGGAGUCAGCAGCAAACGUACUUCCUUUUCAGAGAUUGACUUUGAACAGUGGGUUGGUGGAAAGACCAAAACUGAUGAAGAGCUUCAGCAAUUGGCAGUGUUUCAUACAGAUGUGCUAGAUUUCUUCCUCGUGCCUUGUGUGGAACAUGGUCGAAAGCUUACUGAGUCAGACAAGAAACACUAUAUUUUUGCUAUUCCAGCAAUGCAGGAGUAUCUGGCUGCUCUUUAUGUUGUUCUUGGUGAGAACAAAACUGCCUUGGAGAAGGUGACUAAGCAAGUAUCAUCUAUCCUUGGACCUGCUGGCGAGGACAUCACUACCUUAAUGACCAUUUUCUCCAAGUUUAUACCUAUCAGGAUUUUUGCCUUGUUCAACUUACUGAAACUGUUUCCCAAAUUUUUUGAUCGGGUAAAUAGCCUUAGUAGGGGGCGCAUCGCUAACACCAUGGCUGCAGAAAUGUUUCGCUCAGAAGACAGUUACAAUGAAGAUGUUCUCGAUCAGGUGGAGCAAAGCUUGCUGGGAGUUCAAGGCCCACAGCCACAGGAAAAAGAUGACACAAGGUCCUUUGAGUUGUACCCGAUCUUUAUGGGUGGACUCCUUCAUUAUGGGAACAGAAGACUGUUGAAUCAACUUGGCUGUGACAUUAAGAGCACCACAGUAGUCCAGAUCACGCGAACAUUGAAGAAGCAGCUGAUCAAGGAGAGCCGUAAACAGCAGCCACCUGAGGAGUUGAUGGAUUUGCUGGUUUUGCUUUAUGAGCUCCAGAACCCUCGGCUCACGGCUGAAGUGUUACAAUCCGUCAAGAUCAUCAACCUGUCCAGUGUGCGCAUGACUCCACUGAAGUGCUUUGUGCUGAGCUCAGUGCUGAACUGCUUACCUCCUGGCUUUCUGCUGAAUGAGCUCAACUUAUCCUCCUGCCAUGUUACUCCAGAGUUGUUGCACAUCCUAUAUCCUGCCUUUAACAACACCAGAAGCCUCAAUCUGCAGUUUAACAAUCUGGAUCCUGAAUCCUGCAUGCUGCUGCGAGAUCUGCUACUUGAACCCAACUGUAAAAUUAAGUCUUUACAGUUGUGUGAUAACUCUUUGUUGGACAGAGGAACUAGCCACCUUCUGGAUGGUCUGUCUGGUAACCAGUCUUUACAGAGGCUGUCUCUGAUGCAUACUGGUCUUGGAGAUAGUGCUGCUUCUGAGUUAGCUGCAAGGCUGGCCUUGCAUGGUGGGUUACAUGAGCUGAAUGUGGCCUACAACAACAUUGGAGAUGGUGCAGCACUUAAACUGGUUGACGCCUGCAGAGAGCACCCUACUAUUCACACAUUACACCUGUACUUGAACCAGUUAACUGAUGUGGGGAAGCAGUCACUGUAUGUCCAUGGCGUUCCUCAGGAAAAAGGUGGAAGACGAGUGAAGGUGCUUGCUUCGGUGACCGAGGGCUCAGACAUCUCAGAAGACUGGCAUCCCAUUCUGAACAUCAUAAGGAAGAACUCCUUAUCCUGGGAAAGGGAACGUGUACGUGAACAGCUUCUGGUCUUUCUGAAAGAUCUGGAGUGGGGCCGUAAACAGCAUUCAAGCUUCUGGAAGAAGUUGCACUUCCACAGAGUGGAGCGUGUGGUGAGGCAGACUCUGCACAUGCUAGAAAAAGGAAGCAGUGCUAAAUGACGGAACCACUUCAUUACGCAAAGCUCUGGUACUCUUCUGGGAAAGUUUAACAUACUAGAUACAAAUGUGACUUGUUAAUUUUAUGUACAAAUAUUAACUGCAAAUCUGGUCUUCCUUCUUUACAUUUUAAUAGUUAUGUAAAAUUUCUCUCAUGAGAUACUUGAACAUUCAGAUCAUGCAUGUGAAUAUGGCCAAAAGUAUGUGGACACCUGGCCAAUCACACCCAUAUGUGCUUGUUGAACAUUUAAAUAACAUUUGGCUGGCUUUUUUCAUGGUAUUUCAGAUAUAUUCCAUUCAGCUAGCAUGAUAUUGAACAAGUUAAAGACAAGUUCAAUAUCAUGCUAGUUGAAUGGAAUAUAUCUGAUAUACCAUGAAAAAAGCCAGCCAUUAUUAUACAUACACACUCUCUUUUCCAGUUUUUCAAUGUCCUUUGGUAUGUUUUUCUCUUGUAAACAGAGGGGAAACGACAGCAUCCUCGAAGGCCCAAACAUAUUAGCAUUUCAAAUAUUAUAUUUAAUUUAAUUUAUUCUUUCAUAAUUUCAUUGUAAUUAUUCUUUUCUAAUUCGGCCUCAUUUUCUAUCAAAUUUGCUUCAGAAAUGAAAGUGUUACUGUCCUAAAAACAUUAAAAUCAAAUUAUCCAA
This is a messenger RNA of Neoarius graeffei (lesser salmon catfish), 3820 nucleotides long. It is a transcript of the gene nlrx1, whose product is annotated as NLR family member X1. Gene Ontology annotation, cellular component: mitochondrion. The coding region runs from base 90 to 3179 and encodes 1029 amino acids. NCBI's taxonomy places the organism in Eukaryota, Metazoa, Chordata, Actinopteri, Siluriformes, Ariidae. The transcript is spliced from 9 exons. The record is from RefSeq and is a predicted model, not a curated record. Gene Ontology annotation, biological process: negative regulation of canonical NF-kappaB signal transduction. Gene Ontology annotation, molecular function: protein binding.